Pelodiscus sinensis (Chinese soft-shelled turtle) is the source of this 3857-nucleotide messenger RNA. Lineage: Eukaryota; Metazoa; Chordata; Testudines; Trionychidae. The record is from RefSeq and is a predicted model, not a curated record.
UUUCUCACCUGGGACUUGAGGUCCUGAGAGAAGAGACCAGUUCUGAGGGAGGGGGCAUUCCCCUUAUCCUGCAGCCCCGGGCAAGUAUCAAGGCUCAUAAACUACAUUUCACGCUAACCCGGGAUCCAUCACCCACUCCGGCCAGCAACCCUACCCUCGUGCCAGCCAUGAAGCCCUCAGCUGGACCAGCCAUGGAGCCCUUGCCAGUAUUAGCCAGGGAGCCUCCACUACUCCCGCUAAAGGAUGAACCCACCAGGACUGCAAUGAAGAGAGGCCUCUCCAAGAAGCAAGCAGCAAGGGUGGAGCCUUCCAGAAGCAGUGGGUGGGCAGCUCUAGACCAAGAUGCCCCCUUGUCACCCUGUGUGAGGCUGAAGAGGCUGCAGAUCUCAGAGGAGGAUGAAGAAGAGGAGGAGCUUUUCCCCACCUUAAAUGAGAGCUCAGGAGAGAAAGCGAAUCCAAACCUGGACUGGCAAGAGUUCAGAGAUGAGAGAGACCAACUACAGGUGCUGGAGACUGCGCUGCCUGGCUCAGAGACAACUGCUGUCAUGGAGCUCACAGCACCCAGGCUGCAGGGCAAAGCAGCCAGCAACACCCCCAGGCUGCAGGGCACUGCCCUCUGGCUGCAAGGUGGGGCAACCAGCAGUCAACCUAGACUACAGGGUAAGGCCCCCACAUUGCAGGACAGGACGAAGAUCAGCACUCCUGGAUGGCAGAGUGAAACUUUCAAGCUGCGGAGCGUGGCACCUGGGACACCAGGUCUGACAGAGACAGAUACUCCAAGGAUGCAGAGCAUUGCCUCUGGAACAUCGAGCUUGGCAAUGUGGAGAAAAACUGCAGCACUCAAGCCACCAGCUCCCAGCCCUAAGAGUCCAAGGAAGCAGAACAAGCAUUUCUUUUUCUCCUCCACCUGCUGCAUCCUUCUUCCCUUCCUGCUCAUCUUGGGCAUCUCUGGUUGGUUCCUGUGGGAGCACAGCAGCCCUGUCUCUGUCCUGGGGCUUAUGGGCCAGUGGCAACUGGCCUGGAGUCAUGUAGCCAUCCUGUGGAGAGACCCGGAGGAGGCAUGCAGCUCACAGUGCAGUUUGGUGCUAGUGGAAAGCAUCCCUGUGGGCCUGGAUUACAGCCCCUCCAGUCCCCGCCACCUCCCCAUUUUCCAGGCCUGGAUGGAUCUGUUGGAUGCAGCCAACCAUUCUGUGGACAUCGCUGCUUUCUACUUCACACUCCGUGAUUCAGACACGCAGGAGAAAGAAACCUCAUCCUGGCAGGGCAGGCAAGUGUUGGAGAAGCUGCGGGACCUGCCGUCUCGGGGCAUCAAGCUGAGCAUUGCUGUGAAUGGCCCUCAGAAGUCAGACCAGGACACCAAGGAAUUGGCCAGCAAAGGUGCAGACAUAAAGUAUGUGGCGUUGGAGAGCCUGACUGGAGGGAUUGUGCACACCAAGUUCUGGGUGGUGGAUAGCAAGCACAUCUACAUUGGCAGUGCCAACAUGGACUGGCGUUCACUGACGCAGGUGAAGGAGCUGGGUGCUGUGCUCUACAACUGCAGCUGUGUGGCCAGUGACCUGCAUCGGAUCUUCACCAUGUAUCAGGCAUUGGGAGGGCAGGGGGCCUCGCUCCCCAAGACGUGGCCGGCUUAUGUCUCCGCGCAGUCCAGCCUAACCCACCCCCUGAAGCUGCAGCUCAGUGGCAGCAGUGCAGAACUGUACCUCUCUAGCUCUCCUCCCGCCCUCUGCUCCACAGGCCGCACCCCAGACCUCACGGCCAUUGUCAGCACCAUCCAGGAUGCCCAGGCCUUUAUCUACAUCUCAGUGAUGGACUAUGUGCCCCAGUGCACCUUCUGCCAGCCCAAGAGGUUUUGGCCAGUCAUUGAUGACGCACUGCGCGCUGCUGCCUGCAACAGGCGUGUGAAGGUGAGAUUGCUCAUCAGUUGCUGGCAGCACUCGGACCAGUCCAUGUUCCUGUUCCUGGAAUCGCUCAGUGUCCUCAGCCAGGAGCCUCUAGGCUGCCCCAUCGAAGUGAAACUCUUUGUUGUCCCUGCAUCAGCCAAGCAGAAACUCAUUCCUUUCUCCCGUGUCAACCACAACAAGUACAUGGUGACUGACCGCCUGGCCUACAUUGGCACCUCGAACUGGUCAGAGGAUUACUUCACCAACACUGCAGGGGUGGGGCUGAUCAUUAACCAGAGUGAGGCUGCCCCAGGAGCCUCCCAGCUCACCCUGCGGGAGGAGCUGGAAGCUGUGUUCCACCGGGACUGGAGCUCUGCCUACUCACAGGCACUCAGCCGCAAGCCCAGCUGUGCGGCCAAGAACUGAGGGUAGCUUCUCACCCGACAGCUGGGCCAGGUUCAAGACCCCUCCUCAGCUGGAUGUACAUUUGCAGCCUCCCUUGGAAACCCAGCGCUGUGGCAGCUUGCACUAGACCGCUUCUGCUCCCCCUGCACUGGGAGGGAUCCCACUAGCCAAAGAAGGACCAAUGAAGGCAGCAGCUGAGAGAUGCUCUAGCAUGUAGCUGUCAGCACUAGUGCCUUGGUACUUGCCUCCUGGCAGCAUUUUGAAACUGAGUUGUGGGGCCCUGGCACAUGGACAUGAGCUGACGCUCAAGCAUAUGUGCUGACUCUGUGGGUGCUCUGUGGCUCAGGGUCUAAAACCGUCUCCCAGAAGAGAUGGGCACCUUAGUAGGGAGAGGCGCUAACCUUACAUUUUAUUUGGGAACUGAAAGUCUCCUGUUUCAUGACGGGUAUUUUUUUAGGUGGGUCUCACUCACAGGUGCUGGAUUGGAAUCUGGCUUCCUGCACUCCGGGUGGCAGAAGGAAAUAGGUCUUAGGGAAGUGGUUGGAAGAAAUAGGAACAAAACUAGUACAUAAGCUGCCAGCCAGUGCAAAGUGGCACUGCCCCAGAACUGAAUGGGGGGCCAGUUGCAGCUGUGCCCCAUGGCUAGAAGUGGCUUGCUGUAUUGCAGGGGCCUGGGUCUUUGUGCUGUGGCCCUUCCAGUUGUGAUGCCAUUUAGCUGUUGAGCUGAUGUGGAUAUUUCUAGAUUUGGGGAAUACAGUUUAGUGUGUGGAGAGAUACAGGCAGCACUGAUAGCUCGGAGCCACAACUGUGGCUGUAGCUGCUAGAAGAACAAAAAAGCACAACCACCUAAAGGCACUUAAAUGCACAACGUUUGGUCUUAAUCUAUCCCUUGAUGACAGUAUCUUGAUCUCCAAGUGCCAAGGACUGUAGACUUCCAAAGAUCUCAGCUGACAGGGCUCAGAGAGGGCCUCUUCUGGGGCAGCACUCAGAGAAAGGGUCUCCCCCUUUUUCCAGUGCUGCUGAUUCAUUUAUUGUCUUUCUUAUCAUAGAGGAUAUUGCACUUGCUUAGGGUAUGUCUACACUACCCUCCUAGUUCGAACUAGGAGGGUAGUGUAGACAUACCCUAAGCAAGUGCAAUAUCCUCUAUGAUAAGAAAGACAAUAAAUGAAUCAGCAGCACUGGAAAAAGGGGGAGACCCUUUCUCUGAGUGCUGCCCCAGAAGAGGCCCUCUCUGAGCCCUGUCAGCUGAGAUCUUUGGAAGUCUACAGUCCUUGGCACUUGGAGAUCAAGAUACUGUCAUCAAGGGAUAGAUUAAGACCAAACGUUGUGCAUUUAAGUGCCUUUAGGUGGUUGUGCUUCUUUGUUCUUCUAGCAGCUACAGCCACAGUUGUGGCUCCGAGCUAUCAGUGCUGCCUGUAUCUCUCCACACACUAAACUGUAUUCCCCAAAUCUAGAAAUAUCCACAUCAGCUCAACAGCUAAAUGGCAUCACAACUGGAAGGGCCACAGCACAAAGACCCAGGCCCCUGCAAUACAGCAAGCCACUUCUAGCCAUGGGGCACAGCUGCAACUG